AUGAAGAAAAUGAGCAUAACUAGAAGAAACUACAAAAGCAACUUAACAUCAUAUAAAUUUUUCUCAUCUACAAAGUACGAGAAAAACACAAAAUUUAGAGGAGAAGAAUUCUAUAAAUAUCACCACGAGCAGUAUGUAGAUAAAGUCCAUUUAAGGCCAGACUUAUAUUUAAAAGAUAACGAAGACAAGCAUGCCCAUGAUAACAGAUUAAAAAGAAACAUGCCAUUUGUUUACAGCAAUGAAGUAAAAAAUUUAGAGGAAUUAAAGGCAUGCCCACUUACUCUUGUUAAUGUUAAAAACACAAAUAAUGAAUCAUUUGGUGUUGCAACAUUUAAUCCAUAUUCUCUAAUUACAGCAAGGGUGAUAAGUACUAAUGCACUUUUUCCCGUAAACAUAAAUUUUUUUAUUGAACGGAUAAAGAACUCUUUGUUAUGGAGGAACAAAAUAAUUAAUGGAGAAAAAAAAGUGAAACGGUAUAAUACUACAUUGGGAAUUGCAACUCAUACUUUAGAUGAUAUCUCAAUUGAAAAAACAAAGGUGAUUACAAAAGGUGAUGAUGUGCGAAUGAAUCCAAGUGUGGGCAUACCACGUGCUCAACCGAAUGAUCACGCUUCUCUUGGUAUUUACAAGAAUAAUACAAAUGCUCAUUGUAUAGAAACAGAUUUAGAUAGCAAUAUGUGCUAUAGACUUAUUAAUAGUGAAGGUGAUAACAUACCUGGCCUUAUUAUUGACAGGUAUGAUAAAUAUAUCAGCAUUCAACACUUAACAGUUGGGAUGGAGCUGUUGUCUUGUAAUAUUAAUGAAGCAAUUAUAGAACUAUUAAAUCCUAAGGCUAUUAUAUUUCGAAAUGAUAAUAAAGAACGAUUAAAUGAAAAAUUAGAAAUUUACAAAAAAGUUGUUUAUGGUAAACUACCUGAACAAGUAAUGUUAACCGAAAAUGAAUGUUUUUUUUUAAUAAAUCUCAUGAAUUCUCCAAAUACGGGAUGGUUUUUCAAUAGGAGAAAUUUGAGAAAUCUUUUAUCACAUUAUGCAUAUGAUAAAAAAAUUCUUGACAUGUUCUCUUAUGUUGGCUCUUUUGGAAUUCAAUGUUCUAAAAUGGGUAAAGCAAAAAAAGUAGUAUGUGUAGAGAAAGACAACAAAUUUGUACAGCUAGCCAAAGAAUCUGCUUACUUAAAUAAUCUCACAAAUGGUGUUGAAUUUAUAUGUUCUGAUGCAAUAACAUUUUUAAAAAACUGUAACGAAUUAUUUGAUAUAAUUAUUUUAGACCCACCAAAUUUAAUUCCGAAAUCCAAGUUUAUCGAAUCUGGUUCAAAAAGAUACAUUCAAUUAAUUAAUCUAGCUCAAAAUUAUAUUACAGCAAAUGGAUUGAUGCUAAUUAUUUUUACCACCAAAUUAUGUUCCUACCAAGAUCAUAUUAAAAUUAUUAAUGAAUCUUUUGUACAUACCAAUAAAACUGUUAAAAUUGUUGGCCAAGGACGAGCUUCUCCAGAUAAUCCAGCCAAUUUGUCUCUCUAUCUCUUUGCUGAUUUUUACUGGUUCCUCCUGCAACUAAGCUAUUGA
Molecule: messenger RNA, 1560 nt
Organism: Plasmodium gonderi
Lineage: Eukaryota; Apicomplexa; Aconoidasida; Haemosporida; Plasmodiidae
Exons: 1
Coding region: 1-1560 (519 amino acids)
Molecular function (GO): RNA binding
Source: RefSeq, a predicted model, not a curated record